Guillardia theta CCMP2712 is the source of this 375-nucleotide messenger RNA. RefSeq lists its product as hypothetical. The record is from RefSeq and is a predicted model, not a curated record. The transcript has a single exon. Lineage: Eukaryota; Cryptophyceae; Pyrenomonadales; Geminigeraceae. The coding region runs from base 1 to 375 and encodes 124 amino acids.
AUGCUAGAGAAUGCAUAUGAAACUACUAUAACCCCAACCACGAAGAAAAUGAUAGCUUUGAUCAAAGGUCUACUUCUAUUCAAUAAGACCAUCCGUGUCCGUGGCAAUACAAACACAUCCCUUGCCAAGGCACUGAAGGCAGCCGCGAAGAACCCGACCGGGGAGAAGAAGGAGAAGAAACAAGCCAAUACAGCAAACACCCCGUCGCACAAGCUCGCCAAAGAGCGCGGUGUAAUACCCCCGGGCAGUAACAAAACAAAGAAGGGGAAAGGGAAGGGGAAAGGGAAAGGGAAUGGAAACGGUAAGGGAAAAGGGAAAGGGAAUGGAAAGGGAAAAGGGAAAGGGAAUCAGAGAGGUCAGGCAGCCAAGAAAUAA